GAGAGAGAAAGAGCACAAAGCCUGUCGGGAAGCAUGCACGGGCUGAAAGCCAGCCCAAAAUGGCAGCCCUGGAGGAAGAAUUCACGUUGUCUACUGGAGUCUUAGGCGCCGGGCCUGAAGGAUUCCUCGGUGUAGAGCAGAGUGACAAAGCCGACCAGUUCUUAGUGACGGACAGCGGCAGGACCGUCGUCCUUUACAAGGUUUCUGACCAGAAACCCUUGGGCAGCUGGUCCGUGAAACAAGGUCAGAGUAUAACAUGUCCUGCUGUGUGCAAUUUUCAGACUGGGGAGUAUGUUAUGGUGCAUGACCAUAAGGUUUUGAGAAUAUGGAAUAAUGAAGACGUAAACCUGGAUAAAGUAUUCAAAGCUACACUGUCAGCUGAGGUCCAUAGGAUCCACUCAGUACAAAGAACAGAACCCUUGGUGCUGUUCCGAAGAGGUGCUGCUCGUGGGUUAGAGGCCUUGCUCACAGAGCCACAGCAGAACAUUGAAGCUGUUAUACCUGAUGAGGAAGUGAUCAAGUGGUCAGAGGUUUUCAUGUUAUUUAAGCAACCAGUUUUAAUUUUUAUUACGGAAAAUCAUGGGAAUUAUUUUGCUUACGUACGAUUGUGCAAAUCACAGAGCUUAAGCAAAUAUACACUCUUACUUGGAAAAGAAGAAAAAUCUGUUAAACCAAGUUUUACUGCACGCGUGGAUGGGAAAUUCAUCUCCUUGGUGUCCCUGAGCUCUGAUGGGUGUGUGUAUGAAACCUUGAUACCCAUGUUUUCAAGUGACACAGAACAAAAUCAGAGGCUAGUUAGAGCAUUGAUGCUCAAGGCAGUUGUGUCUGGCGGUGCUCGAAGUGGUGUUGCCCUCACCAUCCUGGAUCAAGACCACAUAGCUGUCCUGGGACCUCCACUUCCAGCUUCUAAGGAAUGCCUCUCCAUAUGGAACAUAAAGUUUCAGACAUUACAGACAUCAAAAGAGCUGCCACAAGGAACCAGUGGGCAACUCUGGUAUCAUGGGGAAAUACUAUUUAUGCUACAUGGAAAAUGUCUAACUGUGAUUCCAUACAAAUGUGAAGCGUCAUCUCUAGCAGGCGCUCUUGGAAAACUCAAGCACACUCAAGAGUCAGGCACUCAUUCCAUGCCCCAUUUUGUAAACUGGGAAACAUGUUCAGGAUAUGAACUUGGGUCCUACAGUGCAGAACAGUCAAGAACUCUUAGGAGAAAAAAAGUUGAAACAAAUGUACAGCCAGAAGUUCCAGGAUUCAAACAACUUUUAUCAAUAAUAAAGAAAGAUUCAGAAAAGCACAUUGAAGUAGAACUACGUAAGUUUUUGGCUAAGUCGACACCUGACUUUCAUACUAUAAUUGGAGACGUGGUAACAGGACUUCUGGGACGGUGUAAAGCAGAGCCAUCGUUUUAUCCCCGGAACUGUCUGAUGCAGCUCAUCCAAACACGUGUGCUUUCUUACAGCUUAUGCCCUGACUUGAUGGAGAUUGCCCUAGAGCACACAGAUGUGCAGAUGUUACAGCUGUGUCUGCAGCACUUCCCUGACAUUCCUGAGUCCACCACCUGUGCUUGUUUAAAACUUUUCUUGUGCGUUGGUGAUGAUUGUCUUCGAGACAGUCAUAUCAACAUGGAUUCAGUUUUUGAUUAUGGUGAUUCCACACAAGAUGAGAAAAAGGAAAUAGAAGAGCAAGCUGAAAUUGUUCAGAAUGGCUUUGGUCCUGAAGAUGGGAAUUGCAGUAAAGAUAGUCAGCAAUUAAAUAAAAAGCCUGAAGAUGCAGCACACGAGACCGUCUCUUUCCCUGUGACCUCAUGUCCUGUGGCACCAAAGCGAGCAGCUCUGCUAAAUGCAGUCCUUCAUUCCGCAUACAGUGAGCCCUUCCUCCUGCCGCACUUGAAGGACAUCCCUGCGAAGCAUAUCACGCUGUUUCUCCAGUACCUGUACUUCCUCUAUCUGAAGUGUGCUGGCAGUGCUGCCAUGACUCUCCCUGGAGUUAACCCUCCAACCGUGAGCCAGAUUAUGGAUUGGAUAUGCCUACUUCUAGAUGCUAAUUUUACUGUCAUCUUAAUGAUACCAGAAGCAAAAAGACUAUUGCUUAAUCUUUACAAUUUUGUGAAAUCUCAGAUCUCCAUCUAUUCCGAGCUCAACAAGAUUGAAGUCAGCUUCCGGGAGCUACAGAGAUUAAAUCAGGAGAAGAGCAGUAGAGGACUGUACUCCAUCGAAGUGCUGGAACUCUUCUGACAGCCGGAGACAUAGUCUUACUGACUGUUCUGGAACUGGAUAUAUAGACCAGGCUGGCCUCAAACUCACAGAGAUCCACCUCCCAGAGCACUGGGAUUAAAAGUGUGGCCACCACACCUAGCUUGAUGGAUUUUAUAUAUAUAUAUAUAAAAUAUAUAUAUGAAUCUCCCUGUCUAUCCAGGGAAGAAAGUUUUCUUUGUGUCCAUCUCACUCAGUGUCCAGAGAGAAAUGUGAGUCACUGGACCAUCACAGGCCACCAUCCCUCAGUGUGCUAUGGGUUCCACAGAAAUCACUUCUACGUUGGAAAUAUCACUGGAAGGAUGUUAGGAAAGUUUUUUAAACAUGAAAUAGAGCUGAUUUUAAGUAAACUUAUUUGUGUAAUGAUAAAAGUCUUAUUUCUUACCAUGCAUUUUGAAUAGUUUUCUUUUAAUAAAAGAAGCAAACUGGACUGGA
Molecule: messenger RNA, 2684 nt
Organism: Mastomys coucha (southern multimammate mouse)
Lineage: Eukaryota; Metazoa; Chordata; Mammalia; Rodentia; Muridae
Gene: Nol11
Product: nucleolar protein 11
Exons: 18
Coding region: 60-2231 (723 amino acids)
Biological process (GO): maturation of SSU-rRNA
Cellular component (GO): nucleus; nucleolus
Molecular function (GO): protein binding; RNA binding
Source: RefSeq, a predicted model, not a curated record